AUGAGGUGCUGCAAUCGCCUUUUCCGCGAAACACAAUCGACGAAGAGAUGCUCGCUAUCGUCGUCCCCUGCUCGCCACCUUCACUGUCGUCGUCGGAAUCCGGCUCGCCGUAGUCGAAGAGAUGUUGCAAUCGACGAGCUUCUUCUUCACGUCGUCACCCCCUGCUCACCGCCUUCACUGUCGCCGUCAGAAUCUGGCUCGCCGUAG
This is a messenger RNA of Linum trigynum, 207 nucleotides long. The record is from the annotation of a GenBank genome assembly. NCBI's taxonomy places the organism in Eukaryota, Viridiplantae, Streptophyta, Magnoliopsida, Malpighiales, Linaceae.